Pyricularia pennisetigena is the source of this 357-nucleotide messenger RNA. RefSeq lists its product as uncharacterized. The annotation marks the transcript as partial. The transcript is spliced from 2 exons. The record is from RefSeq and is a predicted model, not a curated record. NCBI's taxonomy places the organism in Eukaryota, Fungi, Ascomycota, Sordariomycetes, Magnaporthales, Pyriculariaceae.
ACCGGACCACUUAAAAGGAGCAAGUUGACCUUGUCAUGCGACAACUGCCGUUGGGCCUCAGCGGGACAGCGGCCCCACCUUCCAGGCGAUGAAGAGCACAUCCGAGCUGAUCUUCAUGGAAGAAAGUCCCCCGAGCGCACACACAGACCAGAGCCCCCGCAAUUGAUUCCUGGGUAUUCGGAAGCUAUUGGUGGAAAGAACUAUUCUUGUGAAACCAAGGCAGAGACCAACAAGAGCAACAACGGUUCCCAGGUACGCUACCAAAAAAAGAUGAUUGAUUUUCGGGAGAUGCCCAUCCGCCAACUUCCAGUUUUGGCAAAUGGCGCCCUCAUUUUAUGCAAGCCAAGGCCCAAUUGA